Messenger RNA from Pocillopora damicornis (cauliflower coral), 3359 nucleotides. RefSeq names its product thioredoxin domain-containing protein 16. The record is from RefSeq and is a predicted model, not a curated record. Lineage: Eukaryota; Metazoa; Cnidaria; Anthozoa; Scleractinia; Pocilloporidae.
UGAAGAAGAAGAAGAUCAAGAAAGAGAGCUUUCUCCAUCUCAUACGAAAUCAAGUAUUGUCACGCCAUGCGCGACAAUCGUACACUUUCUUUCAGGCAUGCGUGACAGAAACUCAUUCAAGUGAAUAUCAAACAUCCGCAAAUCUUUUGUGCAUAAAUCGCCUCGUAAAAUGCAGAUUUCUUUCUCAUUACGUGAACAAUCGUGUUUAAGACAAAGCAGUUAUAUUCAAAAAGCCACCUGCCUUAGAAGAAACGGAUUUCUGAAAAAAAUCGAGACGACACGUGAAAAAGACCUUACUUCGGUCGAUGUUGGCGCUGAGACUACAGAAUACAUUUUAUUACGAGUCUUCCCGUUAUUGGUCGAGGCUAACAGUUACGGAGCAUAAACUGAGACAGGGACGUGAUACUUAAACAAGGGAAGACUUUCAGAGAGCAUAGGUUGUAAUAACUCGUUAAGAGUUACCAUAAGUUGUUUUAGCUCCAAAGGAAGAUGACGUUGGAGAAUUUGUAUCUAUUUUUGCUAAUUUGUUGUCUUCACAUCGCUGUACUUGGAGUUAGCCCUGUCAGAAAACUUACCUCAGAGGACUUGAAAAACAUUGGGGAAUCCACGAACCAAGAUUACAUUGCUGUUUUCUUUGAUAAACCAUCUAUCAGACAGGGGAAUCCAAAGUUUGCCAAAGAAUUUGACAAAUCGUCGGACAUUUUAGAGUCAUUUGGAAUUGAAUUAUGCAAGGUAAACUGUGCAGAAGAGUCCAUUUCUCAAUGUUCUAAUAAGGAACGAAACAUUUUCGUUUACAGGAAGGGCGAUCCGAUUCCUUCAGAAGGAAUCGAUGUCAGCCACUUGUUCGACGAAGAUUCGAUCGUGGCUAACCUCUUACAGUCUGUGUUAACUGAUCAAUACUAUUUCAUUUUUGACGAAGACUCAUUUAAUAGAGUUCUUGCUGUAGAACAGGGAUAUAAAGAUGUCGUCCUCUGUUAUGUCAAAGGACUAGGAAUAAAAGAACAUCGACACUUCCUUGAAUUAGUACAUUACUUUAAAAACGAGGUGUUCUUUGGUCUCACAACAGAUGAAGAAUUGGUGAAGAAAAUUGGUCUCUUCACGAACCAAAAGGCAGCUGUAUAUCUUUUUCACUGUAAACAAAUGAAAAAUACCCAAGGCAGAUGCCCAUCCACUAAGUUUACAGGAAAAGUUGAAAAAACUCCAUUGAUAAGAUUUGUUAGGAGCCAAGAACUUCCGAAAUAUGUAAUUCUUCCAAGUAACAGAUCAACUGUGUUUGACUCCCUGCAACCCCCUGUCGACAAAUUGUUUGUAUUCACGGAUAAAGUUGCUGAUCUUGACACAAAGGAGAUUGAGCAAAUGGCUCUAGAGUUUCAAGGUGCUAUUGGAGUGAUACUUGUCAAUGUAAAUGACCAAAAAGACAUGUUAGCGUCGUUUGGUUUGGCCCAAGACAGCAAUUUUCCAACAGCAGCUUUUGUAGCAGCAAAGGGAGAUGGUGAUAACAGGACAUAUAUAGAAUUGUUCCCUGAAAAUAUCGCAAGAUUUACUUUAAAUAAUUUGAAACAUUUCAUCAAACCUUUGAUAGAUAAUCCUACUGCUGAGUACAACAGAAUUGCCGAGGCCUCGUCUCUUCAGAAGCUCACAUACGCAAGCUACAAAGACGCUAUGAAAAGCCUGGAUACGAACUAUCUCUUUGCGCUGGACUUUUUGAUGGUAGUUUUCUGCAAGGAAGACCACGAACCCUGUGAGAAAUUUUCCAGAACGUUACGACGUAUCGUUCGCACUUUUGAUAGGGGUGGAGAGGGAAGAAUAACCUUUGCAUAUGUCAAGACCACGCGGCAGAAAAAGAUGUUUGAAGGAGAAAAGUUACCAGUUGUUUAUCUGUAUUUGACCAAGUCCGAAGACGAUUUCAUCCAGUACACAAGUGAACUUGAAUAUGAAGCAAUGAUGAAAUUCAUAACCGACCAUACAAAGAUCAAGAGGCCUGUUUCACUGCCUGCAAGCUUGUCAGAUGAGGCACUAAUUUCAUUCCCACACACCAACGAAGAAAACGAAGAUAGCGAAGAAUAUAUCGACAAACUAGACGAGGAGGAGGAGAGCGAAUCGGAGACAUCUCAAAGCAGUGAAGAAUCUGUGGAUGAAGUUUAUUUACCAGAGGAAGAGACAGAAGACGAUGAAGUUUCUGAGGCAGUUCUAAAGGCAAAACCCACUGUUGUACCUGAGACCCUGGUGCCUGCAUUGACUGACAAAACGUUUGAUACCGUCAAGAAAGAAAAUGAUCUAUUGGUAGUGGACUUCUUCCAACCAUGGGAUGCACGUUGUAAAGCUUUUCUACAACCAUAUGUUGAUGCUGCUACACACAUAAGAAAUUUGGAUGUGGGAAACUUCGCCAUCAAAUUGGCUCGUGUGAAUUGUUUUGAUUGGACCGAUGUUUGCCAGUCGAAUAACAUUACGAUUUAUCCCACAAUCAAGAUGUACCGUGACACCUUUCAAUCUUCCAACAUACUUAUCAUACAAAAAGCCACUACUGAUAGUUUUCCGAGCUGAUAGUGAAGACUCCGUCAUAACACCUGUCAUGACAAGGCUCGCACGCGACAAGUCGCUGCCAUCUAUUUUCCUUUGCUGGAUGCCCGUAUAUUCUGACAAAGAUGUAAACGCUGAAAUCUUGAAGUCCUACGCAGGAACUAGUGGUUCUCUUCCUGCAUUGGUCUUGGUGAAUCACGAAAAGGGAACGGUGCAUCUCUUCAAAAACGAAGUUACAAAACAAGCAGUAAAAAACUGGGUGGAGAGCAUUCUUACCGGAAAGGAGCAACCCUCUCGGCUCUUCGCCGAUGGUGAGUGGAAACCGCGUUUGGAGGGAUACGAUUUCCUCCGAAUGAUAGACGAAGAGGAAGAGGAAAAAGAAAGACAACGAUUGAAAAAAAAGAAAGUAGAACGAGCUCUCAAAGAGAAGGACGAUAUCGACGAAGAGGAACCAAAUUGGUCACCACCGGAAGCAAACGAGGUUGAAAAGCGUGACCGGAAGCCAAACCGCCUAAGACGACCGGAAUUAGGGAUUACACGUCGGGAUGAACUCUGAUCAAAUGUUUGAAUGGAGAUUAUUUUAAUUGAUUGUUUGCAUUCAGAAGUUGUACCUACUUAUGCAGCUGGAGGCAAGCAGUUACAGAUUUUCCCGCUAAAAUCAACUUCCGGUUGAUUUUAAGUACUGUCGUCUACUUGAAUAGAAAUUUGUAACGGUCAAAUGCUUAAUUUAAUUUUACAGAAUACGAAUUCGAGAUAUAAAUAUUCCGUCUAUCAUUUCUGUCAACUUAAACGUAGAAAACCUGUACAAAUGAAUGAAUAAAUAUCCUCUUCUUGUGAGA